This is a messenger RNA of Leptinotarsa decemlineata (Colorado potato beetle), 1861 nucleotides long. Its product is annotated as myrosinase 1. Gene Ontology annotation, biological process: carbohydrate metabolic process. Gene Ontology annotation, molecular function: beta-glucosidase activity. The record is from RefSeq and is a predicted model, not a curated record. Lineage: Eukaryota; Metazoa; Arthropoda; Insecta; Coleoptera; Chrysomelidae.
UCGAUGAAGGUACUCGAUCGAAUUUAAAUGAGACUGAUUAAACCUAAUAAUUAGUUGAUAUAUACGAUUCACAGAGUGAAAAUGCUACAACUAGCUGUUAUUGUGAUUCUACAAUCAUUUAUUAGUACGAGUCAUUCGUCAUCCUACCUCAACAACUCCUUUCCCAGCGAUUUCAUGUUUGGAGCUGGCACAUCUGCCUAUCAGAUUGAAGGAGCCUGGAAUAAAGAUGGAAGAGGCGAGACUAUUUGGGACAACUUUGUUCACGGAAAUGCGUCUAAUAUUGUUGGAAACGCCACUGGCGAUAUCAGCUGCAACUCAUAUUACAAGUACAAGGAAGAUAUUCGACUUGCUUAUCUAACGGGACUCAAUGCAUAUCACUUUUCGAUAGCUUGGACAAGAAUCCUCCCAAAAGGUUCCAACAAGCUUGUUAGUGUAAAAGGAGUUAAUUACUACCAAGAGUUGUUGAAAGAGGUGAAGAGCUAUAAUCUGACUCCGAUUGUUACACUGUACCACUGGGACCUUCCUCAAUUUCUACAAACACAAGGAGGCUGGACCAACAAGAAAACAGUUGAUUACUUCGUGAACUACACCAGGGUGGUAUUUGAUACUUUCAAAACGGUCAAAUAUUGGAUUACUAUUAACGACCCCAGGCAAAUAUGUAGAGGUGGCUAUGGUAUAGGAACGCUAGCACCAGGUACCAAAGACAGUGGAGUAUCAGACUAUAAAUGUGCUUAUUACGUACUCAAAGCUCAUGCAGCUGUUUACCAUCUCUACAAAACUGAAUUCAGCAACUUGAACGGUUUAGUAUCCUUGGCCCUUGAGAGUCCUUGGUCAGAACCAGCUACCAAGGACAAGAAUGAUGUGAGUGCCACAGAGAGAAGUAUGAUGUUCGAUUUCGGACUCUACGCGAAUCCUAUUUUCAUUGGUGAUUGGCCGACAGUAGUUAAAGAGAGAGUUCAAUAUCGAAGCAAAAAUAAGAAGGAGAGAACUCGUCUUCCUGCUUUCACCGAUGAAGAAAUAAAAGAAAUAAAGGGCACGGCAGAUUUCAUGGCAGUCAAAUUCUUCACAACAAGGUUGAUUUCGGACGACAAAGAAGCACCUUACGAUGAAACGUCUUUCGAGAAUGAUUUGAGGGUUAAAGAAACACUGGAUCCCAAUUGGACAAUAAACACCUUCGGUAAAACCAUAGUACCCGGAAGUAUGCGUUCAUUUCUGAAAUGGAUCAAAGAUACUUACAAAAAUCCCUCCAUUAUUAUAACCGCAAACGGAAUCCCUGAUAACGGAACCUUUCGAUAUGAUGAAGAGAGAGUACACUACUUGGGGGAUUAUCUCAAUGCCGUACUAGAAGCCAUUGAUAAGGAUAAAGUUCGAGUACACGGAUAUAUGUAUUGGAGUCUCUUGGACAGCUUCGAAUGGACACAGGGCUAUAGUCAACAUUACGGUCUCUACCGCAUCAACUUCGAUAAUCCCUACAGAGACAGAAUUGCUAAGAGUUCCGUAGAGUAUUACCGACAGGUGGCAACCACGAAAAAGAUUCCUGAUCCAUCAAUGGUAACAACAAUACACAUAACAACUUCAACUACCCCACAAUCAACAAGUUCAACUACUGCAAAACCAACAACUGCAAGUUCCGUGGCCAGCAUAGUAUUUUGUGAUAUCCUACUAUUGUCAACAAUGAUGGUGUUUUGGACGAUGGUUCAGGUUUAAAACUUAAUUUUUGUUUAUAAGUGGUGUCUGGUUUUCAGUUGGUUGAACAAAUAUGUGUAAUUUGUUCUAGAAGACCUCAUCAUCUGAAAUGAAAUUUCAAUAAUAGAGACAAUGAAUUUUUGAGUUAUAAAGCAAAAGUACACAAGAAAUUAGA